This is a messenger RNA of Arabidopsis thaliana (thale cress), 2157 nucleotides long. RefSeq names its product with no lysine (K) kinase 3 (gene WNK3). The transcript has 7 exons. Gene Ontology annotation, molecular function: ATP binding; protein kinase activity; protein serine kinase activity. Lineage: Eukaryota; Viridiplantae; Streptophyta; Magnoliopsida; Brassicales; Brassicaceae. The record is from RefSeq and is marked reviewed. The coding region runs from base 700 to 1965 and encodes 421 amino acids.
AAAAAAGCAACGACCCACACCUUUGCCACGUGGUCUUGUCCAGUGGAUCUGAGUGUCCUAAAUUCGAAGAUGAGAAAGAGAGAGAGUGUACAACAUUCUACAGUCGACACCAUUAUGAUCAGCAGCUGGAAAAGCUUAAGCUUGGUUUUAAUGGCACAAAAUCUAAAUAAUCGAUUUAUACACAAAAAGACAGCUAAGUAAUGAUUAUUAUUAUUAUCAGAAACUGCUUCAAAACUUGUUCUUCCUUGACUAAAUUUCUCUCUUCUCUCAAGAACUCCUAUCAUCUGUUUUGAAUUGCAAGUAACCAAGAAUGCGACAAGACGAGAAUAACUCCGAGGAAGAAUUCGUUGAGAUUGAUCCCACUGGUCGCUAUGGCCGGUAUAAAGAAGUUCUAGGCAAAGGAGCUUUCAAAGAAGUGUAUCCUUUUUCUUAGAUCUCUGUUAUUACUACAGAGACAAAUCAGAUUAGAUUCGGACAAGACACAGUCACUAAAGGGUUUCUUUGAUCAGAGAGUUCUUCAGAUACAGAGCAUUUGACCAACUUGAAGGAAUCGAAGUGGCUUGGAACCAAGUUAAGUUAGAUGAUAAAUUCUGUAGCUCAGAGGAUUUAGAUCGUCUUUACUCUGAAGUUCACUUACUCAAAACCCUUAAACACAAAAGCAUCAUCAAAUUCUACACUUCUUGGAUCGAUCACCAACACAUGACUAUCAAUCUCAUCACCGAAGUCUUCACUUCCGGAAAUCUUAGACAGUACCGGAAGAAACAUAAGUGUGUUGAUCUAAGAGCAUUGAAGAAAUGGUCAAGGCAGAUCUUAGAAGGGCUUGUUUAUCUACAUAGCCAUGAUCCUCCUGUGAUCCAUAGAGAUCUUAAAUGUGAUAACAUUUUCAUUAAUGGGAACCAAGGUGAGGUCAAAAUUGGAGAUCUAGGGCUAGCCGCGAUUCUGCACCGCGCUCGCUCUGCUCAUAGCGUCAUCGGAACUCCUGAAUUUAUGGCGCCGGAACUCUAUGAAGAGGACUAUAAUGUACUUGUCGAUAUCUACGCGUUUGGAAUGUGUUUGCUUGAGCUGGUAACUUUUGAAUACCCGUAUUCCGAAUGCACAAAUGCUGCUCAGAUUUAUAGGAAAGUUACAUCGGGAAUCAAACCAGCCGCUCUUUUAAAUGUGACUGAUCCGCAAGUGAGAGCAUUCAUAGAGAAGUGUAUCGCAAAGGUCUCGCAACGCUUGUCAGCCAAGGAACUACUUGAUGAUCCUUUUCUGAAAUGCUACAAGGAAAAUACCGAAAACGUCAGCUCUCACAAAGAAAAUGGUUACAACGGAAACGGAAUCGUGGAUAAACUCUCGGAUUCUGAGGUAGGCUUAUUAACCGUAGAAGGCCAACGUAAAGACCUCAACACAAUCUUCCUAAAACUACGUAUCACCGAUUCCAAAGGUCAAAUCCGCAAUAUCCACUUCCCAUUUAACAUAGAGACAGACACAUCUUUCUCAGUCGCCAUCGAAAUGGUCGAAGAACUAGACUUAACCGAUGAUCAAGACAUCUCAACGAUAGCUAAAAUGAUCGACACAGAGAUACAUUCACACAUCCCCGAUUGGACCCCUUCUCGACUUAUCGGUGAUGAUUCAGCGGUACAAAAAUGUUUGUCUUCUCCAGAGACGCUCCAUUUAGAUAGAUUUCCUUCAGGGAGAAAAUUCUGGUCCUCUCCUAAAGCUGGAGCUGGAGACUCACGUUCACCGUUUGCGCCACGGUCUAAUUCUAAGUUGUCGUCAGCACAAGGACCGAUCAAUCAAGAAGUUGGGGUUAUAGUAGAGAAACUUGAGUCUUUGUUGAGGAAACAGAGAGAGGAGAUUGAAGAGAUGCAGAGAGAUCAAGAACGUAUUGUUACUGAGUUCUUAAAAGAGUUUCCUCCUGAGAUUUGUGAAGAGGCUUUGGUGAGAUUGCAAGUUAAAGAUUCUGAUAACUUAUUGUGUUAGUACGUUUUUUACAUUACACACUCUCGUCAAGAUUAAUUUGGUUUGCAAUAUUAUGUUGUACUAAAGGUAAGUAAAUGUGUAACAAAAUUGUGACAGUUAUGAUUGAAGGAAAACUAUUUGUCAAAUAAUAUUUCUUGAAUUAGUUAGGUGAAGACGUAACUAGCUCAGAAGAGUCUGGGAGAAGAAAAGAAC